GUUCUGAAUUUACAAUUACACCUGCGGACAGCAAUACAAUGACUUCAAGGUCAUAUUUGGCAAAGAAAUUAGACCACUGAUACUUUUGACCCUUGGUUCUUCACUAUAUGUGGUAGGACAUAAUGAAGCAUUUGAAUCUGUCCUUUUCUGCCUGUGGAUUUCUCGGGAUCUACCACUUGGGGGCAGCAUCUGCUUUUGUAAAACAUGGCCAGAAGAUGCUGAAUGAUGUAAAUGUCUUUGCUGGAGCUUCAGCCGGAUCCCUGGCUGCUACAGUUCUUUUAACAGCACCACACAAAAUACAGGAAAGUAGGAAUUUCCUUUACACAUUCUCUGAAGAUUUUAGAAGCCGAUUUCCUGGAGUGGUUAAACCAAGAUAUGAUUUCAUGAAUUGCUUAAGGGAAGGCAUAGAAACAAUUCUACCUGCUCAGGCUCAUGAGAUAGCUGAGAAUCGUCUCUGUGUAUCAAUCACAAACUCUAAAAGCAUAGAAAAUUGCUUGGUUUCAAGUUUUGCCUCUAGAGAAGAACUCAUUAAGGUACUUUUGGCAAGUUGUUAUGUUCCAUUGUAUGCUGGUGUCAAUGCUGUUGAAUACAAGGGAGAGAAAUGGUUUGAUGGGGGAUUCACAAACAGCCUACCUGUCUUGCCCACUGGACGAACAAUUACAGUAUCACCAUUUUGUGGUCGACAAGAUAUAUGCCCUAAGGAUAAUGGACAUUUUGAGUGGUAUUUUAAAAUCGGCAAACAACAAAUAAAGUUAUCAGCUGCAAAUUGGGAAAGACUCCGUGAAGUUUUGUUUCCACCAAGCCGAGCCAAAUUUGACCUCAUUUUUCAAGAUGGAUUUGAAGAUGCAGUGACAUUUUUACAAUCAGAAGAUUGGUAUCAACCAACCUAAACAGCACCCUUCCAGAGUGUGAUUAAACUGAGCGCUAUAAUUUUGUAUUAUUAAAUGCUGAUUUAACUAUUCUUUAUAUUAAAGUGGAUUUCCAAGACUUUUAUGCUGAUGGCAUAUCCUCUGGAUAGGUCAUCAAUAUCUGUACUGUAGGGGUUGAAACCCAGGAUCCCUGCUGAUCUGCUGUUUAAGAAGAACCUGUUGCUUGCAGUAGCACUGAAGCCUUCUCUGCUCACCAAGCAUAAUACUCAUUAUUAUACAAUGGCUGAGCUGGGUAUCACUGUUCACCCUAAUUCAUUUCAAUGGGGUUGCAUUGUGCCUAGGAUAUGUGAUCAAUGAACAUGGCAUCACAUGGCCCAGGGUCUAGGCUAAGCUUAGUGUACUAUACAAGUGUUGAAAAAACACUUUAAAGUGGAAACAUAAAAUCUAUACCACCAAGUGUCAUAUGUGUAAAAUUGUUGGUCUUGGGCUUUUGUCAGGAGUGACGUACAUGCAAUUUAGCAUGAGCAGGUCAGGUCCCCGACUGUCAGUGACACCCAGGGACCCUGAGGAAAAAACUAUUUGUUUAUUACCACCUCUACAUUCUCUUGUGCUUGCUGCGUUGUCCUCAAUAAAUGCUAUGCAGUCAAUAUAUAGUGGUACUUGAAAGCCUGUGACUUCCUCAGAAUUUUCUAUAUAUGUCUGUACAAAUUUAACCCAAAAUGUCAUUUUAUUU
Molecule: messenger RNA, 1602 nt
Organism: Bufo gargarizans (Asiatic toad)
Lineage: Eukaryota; Metazoa; Chordata; Amphibia; Anura; Bufonidae
Gene: PNPLA4
Product: patatin like phospholipase domain containing 4
Exons: 7
Coding region: 123-890 (255 amino acids)
Biological process (GO): lipid homeostasis; triglyceride catabolic process
Cellular component (GO): cytoplasm; membrane; lipid droplet
Molecular function (GO): triacylglycerol lipase activity
Source: RefSeq, a predicted model, not a curated record